ACUGUAUUGUUUUACAUUGCAUAUGUGUCACGUCAUGAUAAAUCAGUCUUUUGAGCCACCCUCUCGGCCAUUUGCGCCCUAGGCAUCCGCCUAUGUCGCCUGUACCAGGAGCCACCCACCCCUGUACUCUAAUAUGAAUAUGUUCUAACUCGCUCAGACGGUGAAACGUCCCUCGUGAUCUGGACACGACGAUGCCGGAGCUGCACGCGCCUCAUCCUUUGCGUGAGAGCGCUGACGCACAGCGGCAGCAGCGGCACAGAUGAGCGGCACCGCUGCCUCUCAACCAGCCUCCGAGUCUGACGGGGAAAAAAACAGAGAGAUGCACACGCCCGUGGAGCUACAGGCCAAGACCGCAGCAGCGAACAUCGAACACGGUGACACGGCGGGAUUGCUGGAUUGAGUGGAGGCGCGCAUCUUCUUCUGAUUGAGGAGGGACACGGCUGCUCGUCCCGGAGAUGGACGGGGGCACUGCGGAACCCGGAGAUGACGGCUCUGCCAGCCUCAGCAUACAGCUUGACCUGGGGGACACUGAUUCAGCCAGGAGGGCUCAGACAACCGAGAUGCCGUCCCCGUUCGGAGCGGGCCUAACCAACGAGAGGAAGAUCGGCCACAGGAGGGUCGACGCCUCUGGAGAGACCACGUACAAGAAGACCUCCUCCUCUGCCUUGAAAGGGGCCAUCCAGCUGGGUAUUGGCUACACCGUUGGCAACCUCAGCUCCAAGCCUGAGAGAGACGUGCUGAUGCAGGACUUCUACGUGGUCGAAAGCAUCUUCUUCCCCAACGAAGGCAGCAACCUCACGCCCGCCCACCACUACCUAGACUUCAGGUUUAAAACCUAUGCUCCUAUUGCCUUCCGCUACUUCAGAGAGCUGUUUGGGAUCCGACCCGAUGACUACCUGUAUUCUCUGUGUAAUGAGCCGUUGAUCGAGUUGACGAAUCCAGGAGCUAGUGGCUCCAUAUUUUACGUCACCCGUGAUGAUGAGUUUAUCGUCAAAACCGUGCAGCACAAGGAGGCUGAGUUUCUACAGAAGCUGCUCCCUGGAUACUAUAUGAACCUGAACCAGAAUCCCCGGACCUUGCUGCCAAAGUUUUUUGGGCUCUACUGCGUCCAGUGUGGGGGGAAGAACAUCAGAGUUGUGGUGAUGAACAACAUUUUACCACGCUCCGUACGCAUGCACCUCAAGUUCGACCUGAAGGGCUCAACGUACAAGAGGCGAGCGUCCAAGAAGGAGAGAGAGAAGUCCAAACCUACUUUCAAAGACCUGGACUUUCUGUGCGACGUUCCUGACGGCCUCAUUAUGGACCAAGACACAUACAAUGCUCUGGUCAAAACGCUGCAGAGAGACUGUCUGGUUCUGGAGAGUUUUAAGAUCAUGGACUACAGUUUGCUGCUCGGUGUCCACAAUAAGACCCAAGCAGAGAGAGACUAUCAGUCCCAGGGUUCGCCUCCGGCUGGGGGGGAUGACAAGAAGCCGGCAGCCCAGAGAGCCCUGUACUCCACUGCUAUGGAGUCUAUACAGGGAGGCUCAACAUGCAGGGACACACUGGACCAUGACGACACCAUGGGUGGCAUUCCAGCAGUCGGUGGUAAGGGAGAGCGCCUCCUGCUGUUCAUCGGGAUUAUUGAUAUUCUGCAGUCCUACAGACUGAUUAAGAAACUGGAGCACUCCUGGAAGUCGCUCAUCCAUGAUGGGGACACAGUGUCGGUCCACAGACCUGCUUUCUAUGCUGAGAGGUUCUACAAAUUCUGCAGCACCGUUGUGUUCAAGAAGAGCAGCUCAUUGCGAUCCUCUCCAUCUAAGAGGGGCCGAGGGGCUCUCUCCAUGUCCAAGUCCAGUGGACAGAGACCCUCAGUGAGCGACGAGAGGCAGGAGAACCUGGACAACCUGGAGAACCUGGAUAACCUGGACAACCUGCGUGGAGCUCACAGCUUCCCAAUGCUGGAGGACAACGGGAGAGAACCACCCUGCACUCCGCCGUCAUUCGAAGACGCCACCACGGCGUCUAUCGCGACCACGCUUUCUUCCAACAACUCCUUACCCACCACCCCCUUCGAUACUCCGGAGCACCCACGCUACAGGAGGCAGCUGCACUCACCGAAUGUGGUCAGGUCACAAAAAGAGGUGGUUGAGGUUCAUGGGGAAAAGCAGGACACCAUAACAGUGGAGGUGGAGUUAAGUAAAAUCCCCCAGAGCACGGAGCUCACCCAGAUGACAGAGAUGACCUCCCCCGGCCACCUGUCACUGGAUCAUCCGGCCGGCGCCUUCGCUCCCUCCACCCCUCCCUCUGUCAGUCCAUCCGCAGCACAUUCCUCCUCUACCCUUCCUCCUUGCUUCGUAUCUUCCUCCUCCGCUGCCCAAGCCGCCGGGAGGUCCUCCUCCACCACGCUCUCCUCAUCCAUCUGUCCGUCCACCAAACCACUCACCUCUCCCACGGCGGCUCAGGCUUCCACUCCCUCUCCUCUGUUCUCUCACUCAACCGCACCAUCCACACGUCCCACCUCGGCCAACGCCUCCACGCUCCCUCCCGCCUCGGCAUUUACUCCCAUCUGCCCUGCUUCUUCUUACUCCCCCGCCCAAAGCUCCUCUCACCCUCUCCCCUCGACACCUCCCUCCUCUCACCCUCUCCCCUCGACACCUCCCUCCUCUCACCCUCUCCCCUCGACACCUCCCUCCUCUGUCCCUCCGAGCCCCCAGGUGCCUCGGCGGGAGCCGCGCACGUCGUGCAAUCAGCUGUCCUUGUCCAGCAGCCACAACUCUUUGGAUGGAGAGGUGCAGGUGUCCGACAUCUAUUUUUACGCAGACGGCAGAUACUGGGUGUACUCCCCAGUGCUUGGCCGUCGUAAGCUAAACUCUAGCUUGAGUUACAAUCAGACUCAGGAGGAUCGGAGCUGGGUGUACUCUCCUCUGCACAGCUCAGCAACCAGAAGGGGCUCAGAUGGGGAGAGUGAGACAUAACUCAAGGUGAAGACGGCAGUGACAGGAGCUGAGAGGUUUAAUAAUAAAGGCGCCAGGACUCGAUGAAGAUUCGACCCCGGGUGGCCAAGCUGCACGCGGACACCCCGCUUCGCCAACUGUGACAGACUCGAAGGAAUGAAUUUAGAAGUAUACAACAAUACACAGACAAACAGUUAUACAAAUAUUAUGCAAGAAAACGUAUUCAUAAAUCUUAAACUAUCGAUUCACAGACAAUCUGACUGACAUCAGGUGGAGAAAUGAACAAGGGAAGAUUUCUGUGGCUUCUUAGUCAGGUGGUGUUGUUGGUCCUGCUGUGGAGGUGUGUCGUGUCCACGAGUCACAUGCACUGUGCCAGCUCUGGCUAUGCAAUACAGACGUACAGGACGGGAUCUCGGUUCCUCUUUUUGACUGAUUAUGAGUUUAUCCAUGCUUUUAUUUUCCAUUAGGGGCAUGUCGAUGCUGUAUAUACUCUUAAUUGUUUAGCACUUUAUCGGUCAUUUGAAAUCAUUUAUGUUGGUUAUUAUGUGAAAAAAACUGACACUGAAAUUGUCAAUGAUGUUGUGUGUCUGCACCGUGUUCUGUUUCUCCAGUGGUGUGUGGUGAUCCACUUGAUCUGACAGUGAAUGGUUGUGUUUCAAAAUGCCUUAACGACAAACUCGUUUUUUGAUAUUUCAGUCCCAUCGUUUUAAAAGCAAUCAUUUAAAACUAAAAAAAACAGUAAAUAUAUAUACAAAAAGUAUUAUAUUAUGCAUAUAAUAUAUAGCAGCCAUGCAUUUACACCUUAUCAGGUUUAAAAAAUGUACAUCAAAUGAGAGAGAAGAAAAAAAAUCUAAUUAUCUUUUGUAUAUUGUGGAGAAAGUGUGUGUUGUGUGUGCUCAGGCACAUGCAUGUAAGUCUGUACGUGCCCUCAUGUGUCAGUGUGUGCAUGUGUGUGCAUGCAUGUGAUACGUGAUGGGGAGAUUUUUCUGUCUUCCCUAAUUGUCAAAAUGUCAAAAGCUUAAAUGUAACGUCCAUUUAAUGUUAUGAACCGUGAAGGUCUGAAGCAGCUAUGAGCAUGUUGGCUGUGACAUAUCUGAGAAACUUCAAACAGGACGUGAACGACGCUGGAUCAAACAAACUGAGCUUCUCUGUCCAGUUUAGUGAGAAACCACAGAAAACAUGUUCCUCCUUCCAUCCAUCAUACAUGGUGAUGCUUGGUGAAACCAACCUGCCCGUGUUCAAACUUCCUGUCUGUGUCGGUGAGCACUGCUGUAACUUAUUACUGUAUCAUGUGAGUGUGCUGCCGCUAACCUGCCAGUUUGUGAGCGACAGUGUUUGUAGCUGAUCACUGUGUAAAAGAAAUAAAAGAUUAUA
Molecule: messenger RNA, 4310 nt
Organism: Platichthys flesus (European flounder)
Lineage: Eukaryota; Metazoa; Chordata; Actinopteri; Pleuronectiformes; Pleuronectidae
Product: phosphatidylinositol 4-phosphate 5-kinase type-1 gamma-like
Exons: 18
Coding region: 456-2957 (833 amino acids)
Biological process (GO): phosphatidylinositol metabolic process
Molecular function (GO): phosphatidylinositol kinase activity
Source: RefSeq, a predicted model, not a curated record